Acanthocheilonema viteae is the source of this 2157-nucleotide messenger RNA. Lineage: Eukaryota; Metazoa; Nematoda; Chromadorea; Rhabditida; Onchocercidae. The record is from the annotation of a GenBank genome assembly.
AUGAGUGCUUCCUCAUGGGAGAUACAGGAGGAUCGUUUUGAUGACGUUGACUCGGAAACUGACGAAAAAUCUGUCUAUGAAGAUGAUGUCUACAUUGAUGACCAUUCAUUUGUGGAGCGUGAAAAAUUGAAUGAAAUAACAAAAAUUACUAAUCACUUGCCAUCGAGGUUGUCGACUAUAGCGGAGGAAUCAAAUAUUGUGACAGAAGGAAACGAAAUUGGCGCACAAAAAGAUAUAUAUGUUGACUCAGUAUUUGAAUCUGGUUUGAGAAGAGAACUAAGUGGUGAAAAUGUGAGUGUAAUCGAUGGAAGUCCGCUAUUCAAAGGCAUUGAAAGGCUGCAGCGUGAUCAAGAGUCAUUUUAUAAGCACAAGCAUCUAGCAAAAGAUGACUUCCGCUUCAAUCAAUCAAAUCUGGAAAAAGAAAAUAAUUGGGAGCCAUCAAUUCAUCAUUCUCCUCCACCAACACCAAAAAUCUGCGUCGAUCAACUUGCUGCUUUUAACAUGACGGAUUCCCAUUUAAUACCUGCCACAUUAUCUACUGGAAAAGAAACAAACCAGGAUAUUGAAAACACACCACCCGGUACUUCCUCAUACAUGCGACACUCGAAGAGAAGAAAUGAACCGACGCAGAAUUUUGGCGAACCUAAAAUGUCUACUCCUAAAUCAACAGAUACUUCGCUUCAAAAUUUGAGUAUAAAUUGCAUUUCAUCAAUUUGUCCGGAAACAGUUUCACCUAAGUCUAUUCAUGGAAUGAAUUUAAAAUUCAAUGGUCCUUUUAUGACGCAUCAUAGAAUGUCCAGAGUCAUGGAAGAACCAUCGUUAAGUAGUUCUGCUAUCGACAGAGUUCUUGAGAAGGAAAAUUUUGACAGUGAUGACGCACUCGUUGAAGCAUUGUUACAAGCUAAAAGGCGACCUCGUCUGAAGUUGAAGUUUCCUGAAAUAACUGCAAGAGAGCGGACUAGAACAAAUGACCAAAUAGAACGUUGUUUAACAAGACGUGAAGAGUCAGCUGAUGCGGUGGACAGUGUGGAUAAGGAUUCGAAUGCUAAUGAUCAUAAUCAAAUGCAAAAGGUGGUUACCAGACAUGACCGUUCAGGCAUAACAAAUAAAACAAAGAAGCUGAAAACUGUACAAAAGUUGAAUUCAUUGCGGGAAAGUAAUAAUGCAGGAGAUGUGCCACCAGCCUUAAAAACAAAAUGGAAAAGCGGAGGUCUGAAAGCGCACAGUGAUUGUUCGCUUGCGGAAAGUCAAGGCAAAUUUUUGUCCUGUGAUCAGCCUUUUAUUUAUUUUGGAUUUGUCGACGUCAAAUGUCGUGUAAAUCGAGCAGUUAGAUUGCGAAAUAUCAGCUCAAAGUCGCUAAAUCUUAGGCUACAGUUGCAUAGCAUGAGCAGGGGAUAUGAAAUUCCUUUGAUCGGAAGUGGUGGAGUUGCUGGUUUACGCGUUUUGACACAGUCUGGACUAACUAUGCUGCGUGAUGGCUCAUUUGUUUUGACAACUCAAGGAGUUACAAAUAUUAGUUUUGACGUUGAAAAUAAGGGUCUAAGAGAUGCAUUUGUGCGUAUCGUUGUUAUGAAUAAAGAGACAAAAAAAGCUGUUGGUCGAUGCACUAUUAUGCCAUCUAAUUGUGUUUCCAUCUUGCAUCGCACCAAACAAAAGUUCACUAUUGAAGUUCCUUCUUUCUGUGGUGAAGAAAGCAAUGGUAAUUCAAAUCGUUCAUUUCCUUCCUCUUCGUUUUCAAUGCCGUCAGCAACAGGGAAUACUCAAUAUUAUGUCCAGCUACUGUGGGGUGAAGAGGCACAAAGACGCCGACUUAAAAGAUACGAAGAUAUGAAAUGUGCAAAUUUUACUUUCAAUGGGCAUACCUUUACAAAGUGCAAAUUCAUAAAUGAAGAAAAAUGUAAAUCCACCGCUUCCGAAAAUAUUUGUUGUGGCUUCCAUGAUCGCGAUGCAUUUGAGUUGGGAUUGAGAGUAACUUUGAUAUCGGUUGUGGAUAAUCGACUUUCAUUGUUAUCCCGGAACAGUUAUCUUCCGCAAGAGGAGAUACUUGCUGCAAGUGUCAUUCUUGAACCAAAUGCAACCCUGUUGCCACCAGCAGAUAGCAAUAAAAGUAUCGUCGAAGAUGUGUCCACCAUUUUUAGUGCUAGCCGUAUCUUGUAA